CCACGCAAAGCCUCGCGCAUCAGUGCCACUGAGAAGUUGCGUUGUGCGGACGCGCUUCGCCGCCAGUCCGCGCGCCUCCAGUUGAAAAGUCAUGCUCGACACGCGGACUCGCACGAUGUGCAGCGGACCCGGAGCUUCACGCGUGUUUGGAAAAUGAUUGCGGCCGGCGGCGAGCUUUCCAUUAUGGUGAGGAGAUGUCUGCUCACUUUCAAACCGUUCAGGAUCUUUGUGGUGGGGAUCGGCUUCUUCAGCCUCUGCUUUCUAAUGACCUCUCUCGGGGGCCAGUUCUCAGCCAGGAGAUCAGGUGAUUCUCCCUUCACCGUGCGAGCCGAAGUACUGGGCGGUCAGGAGUCUCGCGGAGUCCUGAGGAAGAUCAGCGACAUGCUGGAGGUGAUCAUGAAGCGGAUGGACGCUCUGUCCAAGCUGAGUAACACCACCGACGCCCACAGGCUGGACGAGCUCAGCUCGGCCCUGGACAGGAUUCAGCCUAUAGGCCUCGUGGAGCGUAUCCAGGCCAUAGCCCAGAACAUGUCUGACAUGGCGGUGAGGGUGGAGCAGAUCCUGCAGCGCAGCAUGGCCAACAACAGAGUUAGGGACGGAGCGCCCGGGCAGUGUGAGAUUCCCAAAGAUCCCCGUUAUCCGGACUGUCCCAGCAAGAUGGAUUGGAUGCGCGCUCGCUGGACCUCGGACCCCUGCUAUGCCUUUUACGGCGUCGAUGGCUCUGAUUGCUCCUUUCUGGUCUACCUGAGUGAGGUGGAGUGGUUUUGCCCCCCACUGACCUGGAGGAACCAGACUGCCACGCCCACUUUGAAGCCUCCUCCAAAAAGACAGGCCGUUUUCCAGUCUGAUAUCGGGACUCUGCUGGAGCAGGUCGGCACCGGGAAGGAGUCCCUGAGCUUCAUGAAGAGACGCAUGCGGAGGCUGGCGGCGCAGUGGGCUUCAGCAGCCCGACGGCUGGACGACAAGCUCCGCAACCACUGGAGAGAGCAGAAGAGGAUCCUCGUCCAUGUGGGCUUCCUGACGGAGGAGUCUGGGGACGUCUUCAGCCCCAAGGUGCUGAAGGGAGGCCCUCUGGGCGAGAUGGUGCAAUGGGCCGAUAUUCUGACGGCGCUGCACGUGCUCGGACACGACCUCAAGAUCUCUGUCUCUCUGAAGGAACUGCACGGGUUUUUGGGUGUCCCUCCCGGAAGAGGAAGCUGCCCUCUGACCGGACCUCUGCCCUUUGACCUCAUCUACACCGAUUACCAUGGCCUGCAGCAGAUGAAGCACCAUAUGGGUCUUUCACUGAGGAAGCACAAGUGCCACAUUCGCGUGAUCGACACUUUUGGCACCGAACCUGCUUACAACCACGAGGAGUACGCCACUCUGCAUGGCUACAGAACCAACUGGGGCUACUGGAACCUUCACGGUCAGCAGUACAUGACCAUGUUUCCCCACACACCAGACAACUCCUUUAUGGGUUUUGUUGCGGAGGAGCUAAACGAGACGGAGAGGCUGAACAUCCAGAGGAACAAGGUCAAUAACAUGGCUGUUGUGUACGGCAAAGAAGCCAACAUGUGGAAGCUUCAAGGUAAAGAAAACUUCCUGUCAAUCCUGCACCGCUACAUGGACGUCCACGGGACGGUGUACUACGAGACGCAGCGGCCCCCGGAGGUGCCCGCCUUCGUCAAGAACCACGGCCUGCUGCCUCAGCAGGAGCUGCAGCAGCUCCUCCGAAAGGCCAAGCUUUUCAUUGGAUUUGGCUUCCCGUACGAAGGUCCCGCCCCUCUGGAGGCAAUAGCCAAUGGCUGUAUAUUCCUUCAACCCAGGUUUAGCCCCCCUCACAGCUCUCUCAACCAUGAGUUCUUCAGAGGGAAACCCACCUCCAGAAAGGUGUCCUCCCAGCAUCCGUACGCGGAGCAGUAUAUCGGCAGGCCGCAUGUCAUAACUAUCGACUUCAAUAACUCUGAGGAGUUUGACGCCACCGUCCGAGAGCUCAUGAGGAUUGAUGUGGAGCCUUUCCUGCCCUACGAGUACACCUGUGAGGGGAUGCUUGAGAGAGUCCACGCCUACAUUCAGAACCAGGACUUUUGUUCCCCUGAAGCCCCCUUCCCUCCAGUGAAUGCCUCUCAGGCGUGGCAGGCCGGCCCCCCCAGCCCCUUCACCCUGCUGCCUAACUCAAGAGUCUUAGCCUGGGCGUCCAACAGCAGCUCCUUCCCAUCCUGGCCUCCCCUCAGCGCGCUGCGACUCCUGGCCUCGCUGGAGGACCAGUCAUGCGUGGACGCCUGCCAGAGCGCAGGCCUGAUCUGUGAACCCGCCUUGUAUCGUUUCAUCAACAUUAAGGAGGCCUUUAACGCGCUGGACCUCCAGUGUGAAGGAGUGGAGUCUGAAAUAAACCACCUCUUCCCUGCUUUCUCCGCAAAGCAUGCUGAAUGUGGUCUGCAGCAGGACCCGCUCCUGUUCAGCUGUGCCGGCUCCAGUGUCAAAUACCGGCGCCUCUGUCCUUGCAGGGACUACCGCGUUGGCCAGGUGGCGUUAUGUCGGGACUGCCUAUGACCAGAGGAGAGACUCUGAUGGAUUAAGAUCCAUUUGUAAAACUGGGGAAGCGGGCAGGCUAAACCCAGAAGGCUCACUUUGAGGAGACCUUGCGGU
Salarias fasciatus (jewelled blenny) is the source of this 2631-nucleotide messenger RNA. It is a transcript of the gene mgat5b, whose product is annotated as alpha-1,6-mannosylglycoprotein 6-beta-N-acetylglucosaminyltransferase B. The coding region runs from base 154 to 2535 and encodes 793 amino acids. The record is from RefSeq and is a predicted model, not a curated record. Gene Ontology annotation, biological process: protein N-linked glycosylation. Gene Ontology annotation, molecular function: alpha-1,6-mannosylglycoprotein 6-beta-N-acetylglucosaminyltransferase activity. Lineage: Eukaryota; Metazoa; Chordata; Actinopteri; Blenniiformes; Blenniidae. The transcript is spliced from 18 exons. Gene Ontology annotation, cellular component: Golgi apparatus.